AUGGGAGAAGUGACAGGUCAUGGUCAUUACAAAGCAACAUGUAAUUUUUGUAAAAGAGUUUGGAAUUGUGGAAAACCCAAAAGAAUGGCUGCUCAUCUAUCUAAUAAUUGUCUACAAGUUCCUCAUGACAUUCGUAACACAAUUUUAAAUGCUUUUUUAAAAGAAUAUGGAUCUUCACCUCUUGAUGAAAGUAGUAAUGAUGAUGAUUAUGACAAUGACAGAAAUCAGGAUAAAAGUGAAAAUGAUGUUAGGAGUUGGAUAAAUGCUGCAUAUAAUACACUAGAAGAAGAAGAAGAUGAUGAAAAUAAUGAUUCAAUUCUAGAAUUACUUCCCGAAAAUAAUGAUGAUUCUGAACCUAGUGAUGACAUUGAAUUAGAGUUGGAAAGAAUUCUCUCACUAAAUGAAGUAUUUGUUGUUAUAAACAAUAAUGAUUAUGUUACAGCAAAUCAAGAGGAGAAUACAAACAGUGAAGCAACUGAAGAAAUAGAAGAUUACGACCCAGCACAAUUAGCUUCUAAUUAUCUAAGUGAUUUAGAAUAA
Molecule: messenger RNA, 540 nt
Organism: Entrophospora sp. SA101
Lineage: Eukaryota; Fungi; Glomeromycota; Glomeromycetes; Entrophosporales; Entrophosporaceae
Source: the annotation of a GenBank genome assembly